Molecule: messenger RNA, 1704 nt
Organism: Peniophora sp. CBMAI 1063
Lineage: Eukaryota; Fungi; Basidiomycota; Agaricomycetes; Russulales; Peniophoraceae
Source: the annotation of a GenBank genome assembly
AUGUGGCCGUUCUCUGGUCAACCCCCCGCUGUGGAGGCGAAGCUUGCCGCUCGAGACGCAGCGCUCUCCACUGCAGGCGAGUUCUCGGAAACUGAGCAUCAGGCGUACUUGAACGCUACAGCCACCGAGAUCGUCAGCCGCAUAGGAAAGGGCGAAUGGACAGCCACACAGGUUCUCGAAGCGUACAUUGCGAGAGCCGCACAAGCCCAGAAGUUGACGCUUUGCCUCACCGAAGUGCUGUUCGAGCAAGCUCGCGCGGAGGCGAAGCAGUUGGAUGAGGACUUUGCGCAGACGAAGAAGCUGAAAGGACCUCUCCAUGGUGUUCCUGUCAGCUUGAAGGACAUGUUCCAGGUUUCUGGCGUCGAUAGUACUAUCGGAUAUACUUCCUGGAUCAACAGGCCUGCUAAGAGCGACGCCCUACUAGUGAGGCUGCUCAGAGAAGCUGGCGCUGUGCAAUUCGUCAAGACCAACGUGCCGCAGACAUUACUCGCAUUCGAGUGCAGCAAUCCGCUCUGGGGAAGGGCACUCAACCCCUGGAGCGCUGCUCAUACACCCGGCGGAUCGUCAGGCGGCGAGGGUGCACUACUGGCCAUGGACGGAUCAGCGUUGGGAGUUGGUACAGAUAUCGGUGGCAGCAUCAGAAUUCCGGCUCAUUACUGCGGUAUCUACGCGCUGAAGCCAGGCUGGGGAAGGUCUUCAACUGAAGGGACCACGAGUCCCAACCCCGGUUUCGAAGCUAUCAGAGCCGUUAAUGGUCCAAUGGGAAGAUCCGUGGAGGAUCUCAAGAUCGUGGCGCAGGUCCUGUUCGGGCAACGCAAUAGCAACUACUUCCCGGCUCCCGUUCCUUACCGCGAGAUUAGUCUGCCGAAGAAGCUGCGCUUUGGAUACUACACCUCAGAUCAUUUCAUCAAGGCAUCUCCUGUCUGUAGACGUGCCGUACUAGAGACGGUCGAAGCUUUGCGCGCGCAAGGGCAUGAAUGUGUUGGGUUCAAGCUCCCUGGACCUGGGUAUAGCGCUCUUUCUCUCUUCACAGCGAUCACCUCAGCAGACGGCUAUCAAGGACUGCUUCGACAUCUUGGACCUGAUCCGAAGGAGUCAGCCAUGUUCUUAAUCACUCUCGGUCCGAAGUUACCAGGCUUCUUACGAUGUCUAGCCGCCUGGGCUAUCAGCUUCUACGAUCCUAUCUUCGCGCAUCUGCUCACUCAGUCGCGGCACAAGACUGUCGGAGAGUUCAAUGACUAUGUUGCGCUGAAGCUGGAGUACGAACGCGAGUUCAGGAAGCUCGCUUGGGAGGAGCAAAAGUUUGACGCCAUCAUCGCCCCUGUACAGGCGAUUCCAGCAGUACCACAUCACGGCUGCGAUAACCUAUCGCCUUUGGCGGCAUCAACUGUGCAGUACAACAUCGUCGAUAGCCCCGUUGGCAUCGUACCCGUCACCCGCGUCGAUCCUGCGAAGGACGCUGUGACUGCGGAGUGGUUCACUGGCGAUGACCACGGCUCGAGGAUCUGGGAGGAUGCGCUGUAUGGGAAGAAGGCCGUGUAUGACCCGGUGAAGAUGCAGGGCCUUCCGGUGGGUGUCCAAGUAGUCGGCCUGCCAUGGGGAGAGGAAGCAGUUCUGGCCAUGAUGGAUGUGGUUGACAAGGCUCUUGGCCCUAGAGGGUUUGGGCCGGGAAGCUGGUCUCCAGGGGACCAGAAGUCGGGUUGA